UUCCAGAGGAUGAUGGCAGCUGCGAGGUGAAUGGAAGGACCUACCGGGAUGGGGAGACCUUUCAGCCAAGUUGCAAGUUCCAAUGCCACUGCUCUGAUGGGGGAUUCACCUGCAUCCCCCUUUGCAGUGAGGAUGUGCGACUGCCCAGCUGGGAUUGUCCCUACCCUCGACGAGUUGAUGUCCCUGGGAAGUGCUGCCAAGAAUGGGUCUGUGACCAAGGAUUCCAACCACUCCUGGCAGCAGUAUGCCAUGUCCUAGCUGGCCAACUACCCCUCGUCUGGCUCUCACUAGAACUAAAGGAAUGGAGCACAUUGUGGGGCCCCUGUUCAGCCACCUGUGGGCUGGGUGUGGCGACCCGGGUGUCCAAUCAGAAUCCACACUGCCGGCUGGAGAUCCAGCAUCGACUGUGCCUACUCAGGGCCUGCCCGCCUUGA
Messenger RNA from Gracilinanus agilis (Agile Gracile Mouse Opossum), 434 nucleotides. RefSeq names its product cellular communication network factor 5 (gene CCN5). The record is from RefSeq and is a predicted model, not a curated record. Gene Ontology annotation, molecular function: heparin binding; integrin binding. NCBI's taxonomy places the organism in Eukaryota, Metazoa, Chordata, Mammalia, Didelphimorphia, Didelphidae. Gene Ontology annotation, biological process: cell adhesion; signal transduction. The transcript has 3 exons. The annotation marks the transcript as partial. Gene Ontology annotation, cellular component: extracellular matrix.